This is a messenger RNA of Colletotrichum orchidophilum, 3066 nucleotides long. RefSeq names its product phosphatidylinositol-4-phosphate 5-Kinase. Gene Ontology annotation, biological process: phosphatidylinositol metabolic process. Gene Ontology annotation, molecular function: phosphatidylinositol kinase activity. The transcript has 2 exons. NCBI's taxonomy places the organism in Eukaryota, Fungi, Ascomycota, Sordariomycetes, Glomerellales, Glomerellaceae. The record is from RefSeq and is a predicted model, not a curated record. The coding region runs from base 1 to 3066 and encodes 1021 amino acids.
AUGCCCACCUACCUCACCCGCGAGAACUCCCCCGUGUACUCGCCAAAUUCCGACUUUUUGGACCUCGACCCAAACAACACGCUUGACCUUUCUGGCCACAAGCACCCGAUUGACGGGCUAUCCCACAUCCUACCCCUUCGCCCAUCGCGCUCAAACAACCUCCAUGAUAGCUUCGACGAAAGCUCAACCUCAUCAACCCACGCCUCGGACGUUUCUGAUUCCAUCCCCACUCAGAUGAAUGGGACGAGGCCGACUAGUAUGAGCUCGUUGCCCAACGGCUCGGCAGGGGCCGGAGGAGGCGCAGAUUUUGAUUAUCACGACCACGACUCUCACCACGACCAGUACAAUGAUUACAGGAAUCAAAAGCACCCGCUACAAAAUGGACACAUCGUCACUAUGCCCGACCGGACAGCUCCGCCGCCGCCCAUCACCAUUAUCAAGAAGCCAUCUUCCGAUACGGAGCAAUCGAGCCCGACGGACAACUAUCUCACACCACCGUCAAUUGGAUCGCCUGCGGCCGGAUCCAUCGAUCAUACAAUAAAAACAAAUGGGACUAGCAGUCCCAAUUACGCACCUCCUGCAAUACCCUCCCAGGGCAAACUCGCCAACGGUCAUACAACACCCGUGCCAGCAGCCAGCAGCACGUCGCUGUCCCCAGAUCUCAUCGCCCAAAACCAACCGUCAUCGCCGCAGCGCUUCUCCUCUCCACCACUCUAUCAAUCCGGUAGUGCUACCCCCAACGGAUCAACAUCCACCGGGCUGCAACCCCCAAACGGCGGGUUGAAGCAUCGCCACACGCUUGAAGUUCCAGGGACCCAAUCCAACCGCGCUUCCAAAGAUGGCUCCGACACAGCCUUCUCCAGCGGUCGCUUCUCUCCUACAAGCACCACGCAAAGAGUGCGUAGGGCGUCCCUGAACCUGGUGCGGAGAGAUACCCGUUCCAUGCAGUCUGAUGUACCGCGUGACGAAGUACUACCCGACGAAGACGCCCUGCGCUGGGCCGAGCAUUAUCGACAAAAGCGAGCCAGUAAGAGGAAGAGGAAAGAAGAAGAGGAUGACGAUCGGGUACUGGUUGGCACAAAGGUCGACGAACAUCACACGAACUGGGUUACCGCCUACAACAUGUUGACGGGCAUCCGCGUCUCAGUGUCCCGCACGAACGCAAAGCUUGACCGGCCCCUUACGGAUGCUGACUUUGAGGCGAAGCAGAAGUCGACGUUCGACAUGUACGUCAAGUCCCGCGUAACCCACGUGCUUUCCAAGUUUACUAAUUUAUUCAGUGCCGGAAACGAGUUGGUGCCCUCGGCAAAGUACGAUUUCAAAUUUAAGGAUUAUGCGCCUUGGGUAUUCCGACAUCUGCGCGGCCUGUUUCGCCUGGAUCCCGCAGACUACCUCAUGUCUCUGACGGGCAAGUAUAUUUUGUCCGAGUUGGGUUCCCCUGGGAAAAGUGGCAGCUUCUUCUACUUCUCCAGAGACUACAAGUACAUCAUCAAGACAAUCCACCACGGCGAACACAAGUUCCUCCGCAAGGUUCUCAAGGACUACUACCACCAUGUCACUGAAAACCCGAAUACGCUGCUCUCCCAAUUCUACGGUCUCCACCGAGUUAAAAUGCCUUACGGAAAGAAGAUACACUUUGUGGUGAUGAACAACCUCUUCCCCCCUCACCGGGACAUCCACACCACGUUCGACUUGAAAGGAUCUACGAUUGGCCGCGACUAUAAGGAAGACGACCUGGACAAGAACCCUCGGGCGACGCUGAAGGACCUGAACUGGAUGCGCAGACAGCGAAACCUCGAGCUUGGCAUCCAGAAGAAGAAGCUCUUCCUGGAGCAGCUGCAAAAGGACGUGGUGUUGAUGAAGAAGCUCAAAAUCAUGGACUACUCUCUGUUGAUUGGUAUCCACGACUUGCAGCGAGGCAACGAGGAAAAUCUUCGCGGAAAAACACUGCAGGUCUUCAACCCUGGUGGAGAGCAAGAGGACGGCGAACCGCCGUCGGUUCUCUUGCGAACACCUUCCAAGUUGGAGAAUGCUCGUAAGGCGCGGGAGCUGAGGAACAUGAUUAGACACGAACGGCCAGUGCCCAUGGGCCAGACGGCAGCUCAAAUGCCAGAUGAGCUUGAUGAGGCACACAAUAGGUCGGGGUACAUCUUCAACCAGGACGACGGUGGAUUCCAGGCGACCCACGAGGAUAAUUCUCCCGCCGACGAGAUCUACUACCUGGGUGUCAUCGACUGCCUGACUCACUACGGAAUGAUCAAAAAGAUUGAGCACUUUUGGAAGGGGUUGACAAGCGACAAGACAAAGAUUUCCGCUCUCCCCCCUGAACUGUACGGCGACCGAUUCUACAACUUCGUCGAGGGUAUCACGAUGUCCCCCGAGGAGGCGAUUAGGGAGAAGCAGCGGAGGGACCAGGAACAGAUCGAGGCUGCUGCGGUUGCGGACAGACAGCGCGUUGCUAGCUGGAGCUCGAGUAUGCGCCGGAGGUCGGCGACGAACAACAUCCCGCCGAUGCCCAACUACCAACCUCCACCAACUCCGCCCAGCGCUCCAAUGUCACCGGAAGCGCGCGAAACAAUUGAGCGAGCCCAGCAAGAUGCCCGAAGGUCCGAGAGGCACGGGGCCUCCGAGCUCAACGUUCCGGACGUCGUCCUCUCGACAACCAAGAUGAACGAACGGCGAGAAUCUGGUGGGGGAGGGGCUCCUAUCUUGCCCGUAGUCGAAGAGGCAGGGGAGGCUUCAUCACUAGGGGGCCGAAGCAGAGACGGGGCAAGCAGGGAUGGAGACGACUAUCGGCCUGCUACACCAGCGAAGCCCGGGAUGGAGAGCCGAUUCCCCGGACUGAGAGAUUACGCGCCGCCAACGCCGCCCAAGGGCCAUCAUCUCAAGCCCGAAAGCCAAGACAGCGGCUAUGGGGCGCUGCCCAAUGGAAACGGAUCCACGAUGAGCAGAGAAGACUCGCUCCACAUCAAGCCUCGCCUCAGCAAGGACUCGCUCGAUAAAGCCUUGCCGCCGCUCCCUAAGGAGGCAGGCGAGCAGAGCGCUUUCCGCAUGGGCCUUGCCUAG